Ruditapes philippinarum (Manila clam) is the source of this 2245-nucleotide messenger RNA. RefSeq lists its product as uncharacterized. The transcript is spliced from 2 exons. Gene Ontology annotation, molecular function: zinc ion binding. The record is from RefSeq and is a predicted model, not a curated record. The coding region runs from base 113 to 1795 and encodes 560 amino acids. Lineage: Eukaryota; Metazoa; Mollusca; Bivalvia; Venerida; Veneridae.
UAUCACAAUUUUUAAAGAAGAUAUUUUAAACAUCGCGUGUUUCCGCCAAUUGUCGAGAAAAAGUCGAACAUUUUAAAACCGAAAGAGGAAGUAGAUAAAAUAAGUUUAUAAAAUGGCGACGGAUGGUUCAGAUGAGAUAUUUAACUUUAAAUGUACCGCUUGUGCUAAAAGAAAUAGGAAAAGAGAAGCUGUAAAAUACUGUGUUGAAUGUCAAGGAUAUUGUUGCCAAAGUUGUGUCGAGGUUCAUCAGGAUUUUCCAGCUCUAGCUAACCAUAAUUUGUUGGAUAAAGCGAGUUUUAAAUCAGCAGGAUCAACAAAUGAAUUACCAGCUAUACCGACGGAGAGAUGUGCUGUACACGAGACGAAGAUUAUAGAUAUGUACUGUCAGAACCACGACGACGUCGGCUGUACAACAUGUAUGACGAUGGAUCAUAGGAACUGUGCAUCGAUCAGGGUCAUAUCUGAAGUGAUUGAUACCGUAUAUCAGCAAAAGGAGGUCAAACAAACUCUGCAACAAUUAAAAACCAUACAGGUAUCAAAAGAAACACUGAAAGAAAGAAAUGACAAACAAAUGCAAGAGCUCAAAAAAUCAAGAAAAGAAGCUAUUCAGAAAAUCAGACAACAUCGCAAAGUCCUGGAACAAGUCCUUGCUGAUAUGGAAAAGGAAUCAAUACAAGAAGUUGACUAUGAGUUCGCUAAAAUAGAAUCAGCACUCAUAAAACAAAAGAAGGACAUAGAAAGAGAGAAAGAUAAUAUACAGAAAGUAAUUUUGGAUUUACAACAUGCUGAAGGAAACCAGGCACAAGAGUUUGUAUGUUCAAAGAUUGCCUAUAAACACAUUGAAGGAAAAGAAAAUCCUGAUUUGUUAAAUGACGAAAAAGCUGACGUACACUUAUUAUAUUCUAUAAACCAUGACAUCACUAGCUUUCUGAAACAGACGAAAACCUUUGGCAGUAUUGCAAAAUACCAUGAUCAACAAUACGCUCAAAGGAGAAGUCUUUAUACUGUCAAAGCUGAAAGGAAAAUUAAUGUCAAGGUACAAGGGGAUGAACAAACGUGUUGUAUAUACGGUUCCAUUUUAACAGAAGACAACUUUCUAUUGCUAACUGACUAUUGGAACACAAAAAUAAAAUGUGUUGACACCACAAAAGCGGUUGUAGUAGACCAGUGCCGUCUACCACAUAGACCAUUUGGUGUUUGCUGUACAAGUAAAAAUGAAGCUGCAGUCAGUUUAAAAAACAGAACGAUUCAGUUAGUUUCUCUGCUUAAACCGAUGAAAAUAGUAAGGCAGCUUAAGAUGAACCAUGAUUGCUUUGGUAUUGCUUUCAAAGAUGACAAGUUGUUCAUAACCGACAACAGAAAGUCGUUGUUUAUCCACAAUACAUUAGGUGAUCUCUUACAGACGGUAUCAAAGGACAAUUCUGGAAAUGAAUUAUUUAAUCAGAGUAGACUGCUUACUUUUAGUGACCAUGGUGAUAGAGUUUAUGUUGCAAAUUUUGCAAAUAGUCUUAUUUCACUAAAUAUGCAAGGUAAACAUAUAGAUACAUAUAAAGAUAGAGAGCUGUCUCGUAUUAGUGGUGUUUCUAGUGACCACAGGGGCAACAUUUUUCUGAAUGAUUAUAUCUCAGGAAAUAUUAAACAAAUUUCACAAGAAAACAUGUCAGAAAUCGGCACGGUUGUUGGACCAUCACACGGUUUGUCUAACCCUUUGUCAAUCUGUUUCAAUCAUCAACAGUCCACGUUGAUAGUCACAUCGUUAAGUUGUGACGAAAUAAAACUUUUUGAUUUAAAAUAAACACUACGAUGACAGCAGUUCUUCGUUCGUCCAAAACUAUGUAAAAUAUAUGCUAUGUAAAACGAGUCAAUAGGGUGCUGCAAACAGAUACGGUGUUACUUGUUCAUUUUUGCUUUCAUAUUCUGCUUAUGUGGUAAAGAUUGUACUUGUAGCGUUAAAAUGCUACUUUUUUGAUAGAGAUAUAGCAUUAUUCAACGAUACUAUUGUGGUGUAGAUUGUGGUGUAGAUAUUACUUUGCCAGUAGUUCUUGUAUUAACGUACCUCUUUUUGUAGUAAUCAUACUACGUUGUUCAAACUUUUUAUGUUUUAUCGUACUUCGUUGAUAUUACGUUGCCCAUACUUUAUCCGAUAUAGUGCUAAUUUUGCGGUUAGUUCCUAUGUUGGUCAUACAUACUGCUUAUAAUGGAGCUGAUUAUGAUUAUGAUGGUGGUGGUAAUGAUGAUGAUGAUG